CUCUAUCUUAGAGAAGCUACUGCAUUAAUUAAUUUAUUUAAUAUGAAUAAAUUAAAUCAAGGAAAUAACACACAAGAAAAGCAAAGAAAGAUGGCACGCCAAGUAUUUGUCAUUGCCCUUGCUUUCAUGGCUGUUGUUGGGGCAUUUGCUGCCAAUUCUUCACCUUCCGCGUCGCCAUCUUCUUCUCCUGCUGCCAGCCCCGCAGGUGGCCCAGCUAGCUACCUUGCUUUUUCCCCUGGUGUCGAGAGUCCAAAUGAAAGCGAGGACCCAAGUGAGGAACCAAGCGAGGACCCAAGCGAAGGCCCAGAGGCGGACGAACCCGCUGCUGACUCUCUAGAUGCCGACUAUUCUGGUGGUGAUGCCCCUGCUUCUGGCCCUGCUGGUGCUAAUGCCCCAGCAUCCGAAGCUCCUCCAGCCGACGCUGCUGCAUAAACUGCUAAUGACGUUGGUUUAAACUUGUGUGUUGUCCAAAACCCGACAAUGUUUCUUCCUACACUUGGAUUCUGGAUUUAGUUCUGGCUAAAGAACCGACGUCUUGCUAUUUGUCAUCGUUAGCAGUGUUACUGGAUUCGAAUAAAUAUUGGUUUUGGACACAUGUUUUUAUCAUCAUUUUAAUAUUUUAGUGUUUUUAAUUAUGUUCAAAAGAUUAUG
Messenger RNA from Gossypium raimondii (Peruvian cotton), 651 nucleotides. Its product is annotated as classical arabinogalactan protein 11-like. Bases 43 to 432 code for a protein of 129 amino acids. The transcript has a single exon. The record is from RefSeq and is a predicted model, not a curated record. Lineage: Eukaryota; Viridiplantae; Streptophyta; Magnoliopsida; Malvales; Malvaceae.